Molecule: messenger RNA, 786 nt
Organism: Mangifera indica (mango)
Lineage: Eukaryota; Viridiplantae; Streptophyta; Magnoliopsida; Sapindales; Anacardiaceae
Product: protein PYRICULARIA ORYZAE RESISTANCE 21-like
Exons: 3
Coding region: 142-786 (214 amino acids)
Molecular function (GO): metal ion binding
Source: RefSeq, a predicted model, not a curated record
GGUAGUUUGAUUAUUGUUCAACGUCAGUCCAAUCAAUAUCAAUCACCUAGCACAUAAGAUUCUUCAAUUCUCUCCCCAACCAUUUCAUCCAGAACUCUUAUUUAUUUGAGCUCGGAGCUUCAGAUCUCAGCACUCACACAGAUGGCAGAGCCUACGACAAUGGAGCUGAAAGUUGUUGACCUGAAGUGUUGUAAGUGUCGCAAGAAAGUGAAGAAACUUCUCUGUAAAUUUCCCGAGAUACGAGACCAAGUUUACGACGAGAAGCAAAACACAGUGACGAUAAAAGUGGUGAGCUGCUGUCCUGAAAGACUCAUGCAAAAGAUACGCUGCAAAGGCUGUAAAGCAAUCAAGAGUAUCGAAAUCAAGCCACCGCCUGACAAGUCCAAGAAGGAUGAACCAACAAAAACCAAGAAGGAUGAACCAGGAAAGGACAAGCCUAAGGAUACUCCACCAGAAAAACAGUGCAAGCCAUGCUGCAAGCCUCCUUGUUCACCACCAAAACAGUGCAAGCCAUGCUGCAAGCCUCCUUGUUCACCACCAUGCAAGCCUCCUUGUUCACCAACAAAACACUGCAAGCCUCCUUGUUCACCACCAAAACACUGCGAGCCUCCUCCUCCACCACCACGCUGUUACUCACCUUGCUGCCCGAGUUACCCCAAACCCUGUUACCCACCUUGCUACCUGAUUUGCCCUACACCCUAUUACCCACCUCGCUACCCGAAUUACUGCAGCUACUGUUGCGGACCGUGUCAUUGCGGAAAUCGUUCAAUUUGCUCUGUUAUGUAA